CCGCCCGCGGUCGGGACGCUGAGGCAGAAGAGGAAGCGGCGGUCGGAGUCACUCAAGCGCAGCCACCUAUCACGAGAUGUUACCACGAAAUCUACCUCAGACUUCGCUUUUGCUCAUUCAUUUGCUGCAUCGUAGAUCUCAACAGGAGCUCUGCAGACACUCUUGAAAGUCUCUGAACAGAUUGUGACAUCAAGUCAAAGCAUGAUGACCUAAUAGUUAGGUCAAAGUCUGAAACAUUGAUUCAGCAGUCCAAGAUAACCCUGCCUUUUUUUUAUCAGUAUCAAUUCUGAAGGCUACAGACCUCCUGCCGUUUCUUCCCUGGUUACUUCAGAAACAUUCAACUGACGUAUCUCUGGCAAAAAGAUCUUGACUUUUCUCUCUGGUCCUGGAAAUAUUAAUGGAAUACAGUCAUGUCUACUCAGGACGAGAGGCAGAUAAAUACAGAGUAUGCUGUAUCCUUGCUGGAGCAGUUAAAAUUCUUCUACGAACAGCAGUUGCUAACUGACAUAGUGUUGAUUGUUGAGGGCACUGAAUUUCCCUGCCAUAAGAUGGUUCUUGCAACAUGCAGCUCGUAUUUCAGAGCCAUGUUCAUGAGCGGGCUAAGUGAAAGUAAACAAACACAUGUACACCUGAGGAAUGUGGAUGCAGCCACUUUACAAAUUAUCAUAACUUAUGCAUACACGGGUAACUUGGCAAUAAGCGACAGCACAGUAGAACAGCUUUAUGAAACUGCGUGCUUCUUACAGGUUGAUGAUGUGUUACAACGGUGUAGAGAAUACUUAAUCAAAAAAAUUAACGCAGAAAAUUGUGUGCGUCUAUUAAGUUUUGCUGAUCUCUUCAGCUGUGAAGAGUUAAAACAGAGUGCUAAAAGAAUGGUAGAGCACAAGUUCACAGCGGUGUACCACCAGGAGGCUUUCAUGCAACUGUCCCAUGAUCUACUGAUAGAUAUUUUAAGCAGUGACAAUUUAAAUGUGGAAAAGGAGGAGACAGUUCGUGAAGCUGCUAUGUUAUGGCUGGAGUACAACACAGAAUCGCGAUCGCAGUAUUUGUCCUCUGUUCUUAGCCAAAUCCGAAUCGAUGCACUUUCAGAAGUAACACAGAGAGCCUGGUUUCAAGGCUUACCACCUAAUGAUAAAUCAGUGGUGGUGCAAGGACUGUACAAAUCGAUGCCCAAGUUUUUCAAGCCCAGGCUUGGUAUGACAAAAGAGGAGAUGAUGAUAUUCAUUGAAGCUGCUGCUGAAAACCCUGGUAGUCUUUAUUCUUCUGUCUGUUAUAGCCCCCAGGCAGAAAAAGUUUACAAACUCUGCAACCCUCCUGCUGACUUGCAUAAGGUUGGGACGCUUGUAACUCCCGAUAAUGACAUCUAUAUAGCAGGUGGGCAAGUUCCUCUGAAAAACACGAAAACCAAUCACAGUAAAAGCAGCAAACUCCAGGCUGCCUUCAGAACUGUGAAUUGCUUUUACUGGUUUGAUGCACAGCAAAACACUUGGUUUCCAAAGACACCGAUGCUCUUUGUUCGUAUAAAGCCAUCCCUGGUCUGCUGUGAAGGAUACAUCUAUGCAAUUGGAGGAGAUAGCGUCGGUGGAGAACUCAACAGGAGAACUGUGGAGAGAUACGAUACUGAGAAGGAUGAGUGGACCAUGGUAAGCCCGUUGCCUUGCGCAUGGCAAUGGAGCACAGCAGUAGCCGUUCACAACUGCAUUUAUGUAAUGGCACACAACUUGAUGUACUGUUAUUUUCCCAGGUCAGAUGCUUGGGUAGAAAUGGCUAUGCGACAAACAAGUAGAUGUUUUGCUUCAGCUGCUGCUUUUGGUGAUAAAAUAUUCUAUAUCGGAGGACUGCAUAUUGCCAGCAAUUCUGGUAUAAGGUUCCCAAGCAGUACUGUAGAUGGGUCUUCCGUAACCGUGGAAAUCUAUGAUGUGAAUAAAAAUGAAUGGAGAAUGGCAGCCAGUAUCCCUGCCAAGCGGUAUUCUGACCCAUGUGUUAGAGCUGUUGUCAUCUCUAAUUCUUUAUGUGUCUUUAUACGAGAAACCCACAUGAACGAGAGAGCGAAGUAUGCCACCUAUCAAUAUGACCUGGAACUUGAUCGCUGGUUUCUAAGACAGCAUAUAUCAGAACGUGUGCUGUGGGACUUGGGGAAAGACUUCCGGUGCACUGUAGGAAAGCUGUAUCCAUCUUGCCUUGAAGAGUCCCCAUGGAAACCUCCAACGUAUCUCUUCUCACCAGAUGGAGCUGAUGAAUUUGAGCUGGAUGGGGAGAUGGUUACUUUACCACCUGUAUAGCUCCCAAAUUAGACUGCACAACUGAUUCUGUGCUCAUUUAUCAUGAAAUAAGUGGUGGUGAAAGAACAGGUCUGGAAACAGAAAUGUCAAACCUGUCUUUCAUGAGUUGUAUUUUUAUGCCCUACCUAACACUUGCCGCCAUUCAGUAUGAAUCGGUGAAAUGAGCAGAUAUGCUUCCAUAAUCUGAAAUACUAUUAUCUGGUAAUUGAGAAACAUGUAUGUAUAUCAUGAGCUUAAGCAUCUGACUUGUCUAAAGAAUUAAUUUCUAGUUCUAUGAAGUCUCGGUUCAGGAAAAUUAGCUUCAGAAAAAAGUAGUUACUGUUUCUAGGAUGAUGUCACAACUCUUCUGAAAGUAUCUUCCAGUUAUAUUUGAACUACUUCUGGAUAGUCUACUUAAGUGCUAGUUAUAUAAUUGUCAGUGUGGCCUAAUUAAAGGACUGUGCUGCACUUAAUACUAAUAUCCAUGUUGGUAUAGUAAUGCCAUUAAGAGAAAAAGAAACAAAUCCCAUGGAUCUACCUGUGGUAGGAAGGGUAGAUCUUCCAUUGUAUGGUAACAUGCAGGGCAAAAUGACUGCAGGUUCAGUCAAGCUGUAUUAUUAGGUGCAUGUAUUCUAUUUUCACUAACUUAUACCUGUCUAUUUAGAAUACAGGUCUUCCAAGCAGCUGGUAGUUUACCAGGUGUGGACUUAAGUUGCUGGGCUUGCAAUAGGAAUUGUCAGCCCUCAUAGUGCGGGUCUAUGUGGAGCUUUAAUCAGUAAAUGUCUCCACGUUCUGUAUUACAGUAACAUUGGCUCAUGUAUAUUACUUCCUGCUGCUGAUGUAUUUUUCCAUUGUAAAACAAAGUUUUAGUGUGGAUUAACCAGGUCUUUAUUUUCUGUUAAUUUAAUAACAAGCAUUACUGUAGUGUGAUUGUGUAUAGAUAUGCCUUAGCUAUCAGGUUUUUUACUUUGGGGGAGGAAGCAAACUGUUCAGGAAUAUCCUGUGCUCUGCGUGCAGGAGAGCAGAUGACUAGUGCUGCUCUGGCAUUAAUCCCAGGAACCACUAGCAGUAGCGGGGCGCCGCCAAUCUAACAUGAACACAGGUGCUUCAUGACAAACCUUACUAGCAUGUUCAGCUGCAUCAUGUUCUGGCACUGUAUUUUGAAUGACAUUAAUUUAUUAAAAAAGACUGAAUCCA
Molecule: messenger RNA, 3458 nt
Organism: Gymnogyps californianus (California condor)
Lineage: Eukaryota; Metazoa; Chordata; Aves; Accipitriformes; Cathartidae
Gene: KBTBD2
Product: kelch repeat and BTB domain containing 2
Exons: 4
Coding region: 411-2282 (623 amino acids)
Molecular function (GO): protein binding
Source: RefSeq, a predicted model, not a curated record